Molecule: messenger RNA, 2715 nt
Organism: Caenorhabditis angaria
Lineage: Eukaryota; Metazoa; Nematoda; Chromadorea; Rhabditida; Rhabditidae
Source: the annotation of a GenBank genome assembly
AUGGAAACUCAUUCGCACGACCAUUAUUAUCGACAAGAAGACGAAAUUCUACAAGGUAAUCGAUUUUUCUCACUAAUUUUUCGCUUCUACUAACAAAAAAUGCUACAAUUUUUGGUUGAAUCAAUAAAAAACCAUGAAUAAUUCUUUCCUCGUUUUCUUCUUCUCCCUUCGGUCCUUUUUAUGUUUAUUCUAUGUUCACAUGCACCAAAAAAAAAUGAUUUUUUACGAGAAAAAAUUGAUUUUUUUGUUCCAGAAAAAAUCCUCGCAAGAGAUCAGGGAAUCGUUGAGAUCGAUUACAACGAAAAAGUUUCGCCGAAACGAGUUCCGGCGGAAAAUCAGAGAUUUGCGCAGCCAUUGCCUUCGCCGUUGAGUUCGCCAAGUAAACAGCCGGGAAAUUGUGAGUUUUUCGAGAAAAAUAUAUUUUUGAUAGAAUUUUCCUAUAAUUUAUUAUCGAGAAUCUCAUCGGUACUCCACACGCUCCACCGAAAUAAACACGCAACGCAGACCGCGCCGCGCCACAACACACACAAAUAGGGGAACGAUUCAAAUUCCCUCUCUUUUUUUGUGUGUUGUGGCGCGGCGCGGUCUGCGUUGCGUGUUUAUUUCGGUGGAGCGCGUGGUACCGAUGAGAUUUUUGAUAAUACAAGAAAACUUUUAUGAGUUACGGUAACUUUGAUUUGAGAAAAAACACGUAAUUUUCAAAAAAAUCGAUAUUCAUCUCAAAAUUGACGAAAAUAAUCGGACAAAAAAUGAUUUUCUAGCUAAAAACUUGAAUUUUUCAAUAGAAUUUGAAUGUUUUAAGCUCAAGAAAAAUUUCGAAACGAAAAAAACACAAAAUAGGCUAACUCUUGUAUGAAAUGCAACACUUUGUGUUUUUUUCGUUUCAAAAUUUUUUUCGAGCUAAACACAUUCGAAAAUUAUUGAAAAAUUGAAGUUUUUAGCUAGAAAAUCAUUUUUUGAUCGAGGAUUUUUGUCAAUUUUGAGAUAAAUAUCGAUUUUUUGAAGUUACCGGAACUCAAGAAAUAAAAUUUUGAAAUUUUAAAAUCAAAAAUAUAAAUUUCAUCAAAAAAAAAAACAAAAAUACAAGUUGGAUUCGAUGUUUUUCCAAAAUUAAAAAUAAAAUUUUUUUUUGAAAAUUACGUGUUUUUUGAAGUUACCGGAACUCAUAAUUGCCAAAAAUCUCCGGGUUCUCAAAAAAAAAUUCCGACUUUGAUGACGUGUUUUUCUCUUCAUUCAUUCAUUCAUCAAACAAUCGUUGACUCAUAAAAAUUUUGCGGGAACUCAAUCAAUUUUUCUCUUUCUUUUAGCAUUGCUCAUAUUAAGAAAAAAACCCAAAUUUUUUGCAGCAAUGCCAUCUUCAGCCAGAAAAUCACCAUCUCGCGGUUCUUCAAGCUCAUCAGAGGAAAAUAUCGGAACUCGAGCUGUAACAGUUUCAGUUCUUCGAGAUACCGGUUCAAAAGUUGAGAUUGUUUUAAAGGCGCAUGGAUUGAAAAAGAAGAAGGGACUUCUUAAUUCAUUUGUCACCGUAUUCAAGAAGGUUUGUAUUUACUAUUAUCGAAAAUCUCCACGUGCUCCACCGAAAUAAACACGCAACGCAGACCGCGUCGCGCCACAACACACACAAAAAAGGAAGGGAAUUUGAAUCGUUCCCUUGUGUUGUGGCGCGACGCGGUCUGCGUUGCGUGUUUAUUUCGGUGGAGCGCGUGGAGAUUUUCGAUAAUAGACAUCAUCUUGAAAAUCUUAUCAGUAACAAAAUUUUUUUCAGCCAAAUCAACCGUCUCGCCUAUUAUCAAAUGGAAAAUUCACCGAAUUCACGUUGAAAGAAAACUCGCUUAGAUUCUCAUUGGAUGUUGUGACUGAUAAGAAAAAGAAGAAAGGUUCGGCCGAAAAAAUUGAAAAACGAAAAAAUUAUGGAUUUUUUGCAGGAAAUGGUAAUCGUGUUGAUACAUUUGUUUGUGAAGUUAAACGAUUUCCGACCGAAGUCAAUCCGGAUAGUGCAGAGUUUGAGGUACUGAAAAUCAGGGAAAAAAUUUCAUAAAACUCUUUUUCGGAAAAAAAUAGCUAUCGAUUUCCAGAAAAUCUGAGAGCUUGAAUCUUUUUGCAAACGGCUGAGAAUUUCCAAAAAUUGGACCUGUGCCAAUUUUCACUCUAAAAUGAAAUUUCUAGUAGUUUUUGACCCGCUGAUCAUGAUUCUGUUGUCUAAAAUUGCAGAAUUCAACUUCUAAUAUGAGUUAUGACGUGGCAAAUUUGAAAAAAUCGGGAUUUUCGGAGCUGAAAGCUACUAGCUUCAAAAAUGAUUAUCAUUGUUGAAGUUAAUUUUCAGCUCUUGAAAUCCCGAAGUUUUCAAUCUUUGCCACGUCAUAACUCAUAUUAGGAGUUGAGUUCUGCAAUUUCAGACAACAGAAUCGUGUUCAGCGGGUCAAAAACUACUAGAAAACAAUAGAAAUUUAAUUUUAGAGUGGAAAUUGGCACAGGUCCAAUUUUUGGAAAUUUUCAGCCGAUUUUGCAAAAAAUAUUGCGAAAUUCACCGAAAUUACUCAUCUUUUCAGUAAACAAUGACUCAUUUACAAUUCAAAAAUCAAUAUUUUCUAGGUUCUCGAACCAGCCAGCGGUGAAGCUUUCAUUCUCCUAACUCUCAUCAAACUCGGAAACCUAUCUGUGAAUUGGAAAGAAUUCCUUGAUCAAAAUGGAACUAUCGAUGUGACGUGUAUCUAA